UUCCACGUCUGUAAAACGGUGUCGCAGUAGUACCCACCUUGAAGCGUGUAAGGGCUUAAAUGAGAAGUCUCCGCCCGGAAUACCUAGCAGAGAGCCUGGAGUGCAAAAAUAAAAGGCCCUUUACAAGUAGACUAGAGGGAAGUGAAAAAGCAUCUAAAGAUGAAGGCGUUUCAGACCAUCUGCCGGCAGUUCAGAAGUUCAAAGGGGUUUUCUGUAGAACCAACGACCCGUGUGGAUUUCUCCACUUCCUCUUAUUCCUGUAGCCGGAAGAAAAAAGUGAACCCUUAUGAAGAAGUGGACCAAGGAAGGUAUUCUGAUUUAGUACAGUCUGUCUUGUCAUCCAGAGGCCUUGCUCAGACUCCAGAAUCAUUGUUCGAGGAGGAUAAUUUACUGUAUGGACCUGUGAGUAAGUGUAAGCCCCCAAAGCAAGAUGAGGCGGCAAAAGUUCCAGGAAACUGGUGUCCUCUCUUCAAUCCAGAGAAAAGCAUGAAACCAAAUGCAACAAGUACUCCUACAAUUCCUUUGAGAAUCCCUUUGCAAAGAAACACGAUUCCAAGUGUGACCAAGGUCCUUCAACAGACCAUGACAUCAGAACAGAUUUUCUACUUGGAGAGGUGGAAACAGCGGAUGAUUCUGGAAUUGGGAGAAGAUGGCUUUGCAGAAUAUUCUUCAAACAUAUUUUUACAAGGGAAACGGUUCCAUAAAGCCUUGGAAAGCAUACUUUCACCCCAAGGAGACUUGAAAGAGAGAGAUGAGAAUCUUGAAUCUGGAUAUGUCGAAAGUGUCCAGCAUAUUCUGAAAGAUGUCAGUGGAGUGCGAGCUCUUGAAAGUGCUGUUCAACAUGAGACCUUAAAGUAUGUAGGUCUGCUGGACUGUGUGGCUGAGUAUCAGGGCAAGCUGUGUGUGAUUGAUUGGAAGACAUCGGAGAAACCAAAACCUUAUAUCCGAAAUACGUUUGACAACCCGCUGCAGGUUGUGGCCUAUGUUGGUGCCAUAAAUAAUGAUGCCAACUACAGCUUUCAGGUUCAGUGUGGCUUAAUUGUGGUUGCCUACAAGGAUGGAUCCCCUGCUCACCCCCAUUUCAUGGACACUGAGCUCUGUUCCCAGUACUGGGCCAAGUGGCUUCUUCGACUAGAAGAAUACACGAAGAAGGAAAAGAACCAGAAUAUUCAGAAACCAGAUUAGAGGACAGGACACUGUUUGGGAACAUUGAGUAGUUCCUCACAGUUUGGGAAGAUAUAUUGUUGUUUACUGUAGAGAUGUGACAGGAUCUAAGAACUUCAUUACACAAGUGGAAGUAUUUGUUGAAAUGUAGUACAGCCAAAAAGAUUGAAAAGCCAGAAGAGUUUAGAUUUUAAAGGUUGGACUUGAGCAUAUAAAAAAAAAGCACAAGGAAGUGAGGUCUGUCACUUAUCUGGAAAAGGGCAAGCAGGACUCACACAGCAUUGGUGUCCCUUGGACUCCCCCAGCAAACUUUCUGUUAUCCCAAGGAGGAUGCCCAGUCUUUGAAUUGAGAUUGGAGAGGGUGGGGCUUGGUGUGCAAGAAGUUCCCUCAGGGUACCCUGGGAGGGAAGGGGCCACACGCCCCCAGGCUAUGUGUGGGGUGGGGGGAACUUGCAUCAGCCAACUCCUACUGCCAGCGCAGCCUCCUAAAACUGGUUUUAUAUAUUGAAGUUUUCUUUUUUUUUUUUUUUUUUUUUAAUUUAUUUUUAAGACAGAGACAGAGCAUGAGCAGGGAAGGGGCAGAGAGAG
Lynx canadensis (Canada lynx) is the source of this 1752-nucleotide messenger RNA. RefSeq names its product mitochondrial genome maintenance exonuclease 1 (gene MGME1). Gene Ontology annotation, cellular component: mitochondrion. The coding region runs from base 160 to 1185 and encodes 341 amino acids. Gene Ontology annotation, molecular function: single-stranded DNA exodeoxyribonuclease activity. The transcript is spliced from 5 exons. The record is from RefSeq and is a predicted model, not a curated record. Gene Ontology annotation, biological process: mitochondrial DNA replication. NCBI's taxonomy places the organism in Eukaryota, Metazoa, Chordata, Mammalia, Carnivora, Felidae.